AUGAGAAUUAUAGAGCCCGGCAACUGCAAUGUAAGUACCAUAAAUCAUUUGCCAAACGGCAGAACUGCUCGAGAGCCAGUGAAAGAGGAGGGAUCACCCUAUAGGAAAUCCGAACAACACUUUGCGAACAAGAAAUAUUACCAUGUAAAGGCAAGUCGUGCACGAAGCGGGGGAGAAAGCCCCCCCCAUGUAACUCCCCCCAAACAAAAUACCCACAGCGAUGAUAAAAAUGAGAAAGAUAACAAGGGAUCAGGCUCACCCAAAGGAGAGUCAGAAUUAUCAGAGAGAAGCACAACGCUCAACUCGAUACCAACGAUGAACAUAUGGGAAAAGUACAACAUGGAUGAAUUCCCCCGAGGCAGGCACUUAAAGGGUGAGGACCCAAACUGGAGACUACAAAAGAAUUGCCAAGACGCAAAGGAUAAUUCAAAUAUCAAUGAGGAGAAAAGGAAAAAUAUUUCCUUUCCAGAAGGGGGUAGAAGCAAACGUAUAGACAAGAUACCAGGGGAUGUGUCAAACGGCGUGGCCCAUUUGAAAAAAAUAUACAGGCUAACAGAAGGGGGUAGCUCUCCACAGCAUUUCAAACACAAUUCCGAAAUGGAAGAGGACAGUUCUAUAAGGGUUCUCUCCAGUGAAAACUCAAGUGAUCCAUACGAUAAGAAAAAAACAACCAAUUGUUUCUCUGGUGCAUAUAAGAUAAGUACCCAGGAGACACCCCCCAUGAGGGAGGUAAUAAUUGAAAAUACAACAAGGGGGAACCCGUUUGAUCCUCCUAGCGCUGGAGGUAAUAUAGAGAAGACCCCCACCUGUUGGCAGAAUGGAGCGCGGAAAAUCGCUACAAGUACUUUUAAUGUUGAAGCCGCAGCAAGGGGGGAGAGAAACGAAGGGGGGAGGAAAGCGAUGGAGGGAGAUACCAAGAGGAGUCACACCGUUACUGAAAAAUGCCAAUUGAAAGAGCGCCAUUUAAAGAGGGACAUCCCAAGUGAUGGUACUAACAAUGGAGAUGGCGAGGAAGAUAAUGACAGACCCGCAUCCACCCCCAUAGGUGCACCCACCCCCCCAAACGAAAUUGAACAAUUAAAAGAAGAAAUAAAAAAGGAAGUUUACAACAGAUUAACCAUCGCACUAGACAUUAACAUGAAUUUAAACGAGAAAGAAAAGUACUAUGAUCUUUUUAAAAAAAAAAAAAAAUUUCAAACAUAUAUUAUGAAGAGCUGCAAGUUUGUGAUAAUUCUUGGAAAGCACCUGAAUCUGUCGUUCAGCACCAUUUCCAUGGCCCUGUAUUAUCUGCAUAAAUAUUACGAGAAAGUUCUGAAGAGGAAGAAGAAUGCGUUGCCCUACUUGAUUGGUGGUGCUUGUAUAUUCCUCGCAUGGAAAAUGAGAGAGGACAUGGAAAAUAUGCGUAGGUCUAAAAAGCUCUACGACAUUCCGAAGAUGAUUUUUAAGUUACUUAAUUAUUUUGACAAGAAAAAAAAAAUUAAAAAAAAAAUGAGGGAGCUACAAGUUGACAUGAUCCUCAGUGGGUGUGCUUACCGCAAGUGUGAAGGCCUUUCGGAUGAACACACUUUCGUUUCAACGGGGGGAAGCGCAGAAAAGGUGGUAAAUGAAGAAGGUGCAAAUGGAUGGAGUCGCGGACAAGAAACCCUUCCUCCUAGAGAGGUAUCCCAAAAAGUGUCUCCCCCUCGCAGUGGAAAAAAAAAGAGAAAGCUUUCCCCCAAGGACGACGUGAAGAAGCAGCCCUCUGAAAAACCAACCGAAGGGACCAAUCUACACGUAGACCUGACCCCAAUAAAGCACAUAAUCAAUACGGGCUAUGUGUCUGACGUGAAUAACAUAAACCAUGUUAGUGAUUUUUUCAAUUCGUAUCUUUCAGAGUGUAAUAGCAGGGACGUGUCCGAGUAUGAGGUCGCGGAGGGGGCGUGCAGCGAUCAUGACGGUAAAAGGGACGGUCAAAAGGAAGGUAGCCAGGACGGUAAAAGGGACGGUAAAAGGGACGGUAAAAGGGACGGUCAAAAGGACGGUCAAAAGGAAGGUAGCCACGACGACCCAUGUGGCGACCGGGAGGAGACCCCCCCCCAAACAUAUCUGAAGCACUUCCAACAGCUGUGCAAAAGGGAGAAGCGAAAAAUACACAUAUCGGCCUCCAAGUGGGUUCUAAAAAACUGCGGACAGAAACUACAACUAAUGCAGAAGGUAAUCAUUUACUACGAAGGGGAGAUUCUCAAAAGUAUCAACUACUUUCUAAAGCCAGACAAAUUUUCCUUCGAUCUGUUACCAUCCUUCAUUGGAAGCUUCGUUGAUAUCAUGAAAGACUAUGUGAUGGAGGACGAGGUAGUCACCCUGCAAAAAAUCGCCUCCCUCAGUUUCCUCGAUUAUUACAAAACCCCACUUUGCUUGAUCUUCACUUCGAAGGAGAUAAUGGUGGCUUCCAUCCUGCGCGCAUAUAUUUCCUUCAAGUGGAUUUGUGGCCAGUUGGACCUGCAGACCAUGUCUCUCUACGAUUUUGAAAAGAAGGCGACCCGCUUCAUUCGGCACGUCAGUUCGAAGAACCCCAUCAGCAUAACCCGAGUGAAGAUGGCAUUACGGGAAAUCAGGCUAUUCACCGAGUGA
Messenger RNA from Plasmodium knowlesi strain H, 2610 nucleotides. Its product is annotated as conserved Plasmodium protein, unknown function. Bases 1 to 2610 code for a protein of 869 amino acids. Lineage: Eukaryota; Apicomplexa; Aconoidasida; Haemosporida; Plasmodiidae. Gene Ontology annotation, biological process: regulation of transcription by RNA polymerase II. Gene Ontology annotation, cellular component: nucleus. The record is from RefSeq and is a predicted model, not a curated record. The transcript has 3 exons. Gene Ontology annotation, molecular function: cyclin-dependent protein serine/threonine kinase regulator activity.